Messenger RNA from Sander lucioperca (pikeperch), 4133 nucleotides. RefSeq names its product ubiquitin specific peptidase 44 (gene usp44). The record is from RefSeq and is a predicted model, not a curated record. Gene Ontology annotation, biological process: protein deubiquitination. Gene Ontology annotation, cellular component: cytoplasm. Lineage: Eukaryota; Metazoa; Chordata; Actinopteri; Perciformes; Percidae. The coding region runs from base 366 to 2591 and encodes 741 amino acids. Gene Ontology annotation, molecular function: cysteine-type deubiquitinase activity; zinc ion binding. The transcript has 6 exons.
CAUUAUAAUGACUACAGGACCUUUUUUACAUCACAUUGGCGGAAAUUGGCUUCCAUAAAAUAAGUCAUUAAACAACAAUAACAACAACAACAACAAAAACGUCACGUAUAGAGGACGCGCUCGAGGCAACACCACGCGACAGGGACUGACAAGAUGGCGAUCAUUUUAGAAACAGAGGAGUUGCUGCCAUGAAGGAGAGGCUCGAAGCCACCAUGCCUUGGGAGGGUCCCAUUUUUCAGCUCACCAUGGUCACCAUGGUGAUAUGAAGCCAGUGUGAAACAUUGACACACAGACUCACACACAGACAGUCAGUCAGUAAUUGACUGACACAGCCAGCCAGCCAGCUCGGCAGGCAGGCGUGUGUAAUGGAUAGGUGUAAGCAUGUGGGGCGGCUGCGGCUGGCCCCAGACCACUCCAUCCUCAACCCCCAGAAGUGGCACUGCGUGGACUGCAACACCAGCGAGUCUAUAUGGGCCUGCCUGGGCUGUGCUCAUGUGGCGUGCGGGCGCUACAUCGAGGAACAUGCUCUGCAGCACUUCCAGCAGCAGCACCACCCGUUGGCUAUGGAGGUUAAUGAACUUUACGUUUUUUGUUACUUGUGUGACGACUAUGUCCUGAAUGAUAACGCCACCGGAGACCUGAAGCUGCUUCGUAGUACGCUCAGCGCCAUCCAGAGCCAGCACUAUGAGGUUACCACCCGCAGUGGGCGCACCCUCCGCUCUGCUAGUGCUGCCCCCGAUGCCCUCAUGCCAUCCGGUGCCCGCGAGCUGCAGCUGAGGGACGAGGACAGGAUGUUUACUGCGCUCUGGCACCGCCGCAGGGUGCUUAUGGGACGCGUCUUUCGCUUAUGGUUUGCACUGACUGAAUGCGGAAAGAAGAGGGAGGAAGAAGAGAGAAAGAGGGAGGAGGAGGAGGAGCAGAAAAGGGAGGCGAGGGAGAGGAGGCAGGCUCUAAAGAGGCAGCUACAGGAGGAGCUGGAGAAUGCCCCUCUCAGGAAGAGUCGCCGGUUACGUAAGAGAAGCCAGAGAGUUGCAGAUGCUCUAGUCGCCACACCGUCGCGGAGGGCAUGCAACAAGACAAAAACCCCUGUGCCCCCGUCUCUCACCCGCAGGCCAAGGACUCAAAGCCCUGCCACUGCUACCCCCAAGAAAGGUGGACGGACGAAAAAGGUCCAACCAACUUCCAAACCCCGGAGCCGUUCUUCUACCACCAAAUCUAAGCCCAAAACACCCUCAGCGACCCCCCGUUCUGCUCAAACGCCUGUUCGCCGCAAGCAGAGUACCAAACAGGGUGGCUCACCCUUCAAACGGCGUCCCACAGUCACUCCUGGAGUGACAGGCCUGAGGAAUUUAGGCAACACCUGUUAUAUGAACUCCAUCCUGCAGGUGCUGAGCCACCUUCAUGUCUUCAGGGAGUGCUUUCUGCGCCUGGAUCUGACCCAAGCACUGGAACUACUAGCAUCUGCCGUCCACGGCCAACUGGCAGGGAAGCCCUCUUCCCAGUCCCCCCUGAUCCAAAGGAAGGGAUUCCAGGCCGGCUCAGGCUCUGGGGCAGGGCUGAGCGGUGGGGCCUCACGGGCCCGCAGCAUGGAGCUGAUACAACCCAAAGAGCCCAGCUCAAAGCACAUCUCGCUCUGCCACGAGCUGCACACCUUGUUCCAGGUUAUGUGGUCUGGCAAGUGGGCGCUGGUAUCGCCUUUUGCCAUGCUCCACUCGGUGUGGCAGCUGAUCCCGGCGUUCAGGGGCUACGCUCAGCAGGAUGCUCAGGAGUUCCUGUGUGAGCUGCUGGACAAGGUGCAGCACGAGCUGGAGAGCACCGGCAAGCACACAACCACUGCAGGAGUCCCACAGAAACGCCUCAUCAAACAGGUGCUCAGUGUGGUCAACACCAUCUUUCAUGGCCAGCUCCUCAGCCAGGUGACGUGCCUGGCCUGCGAACAUCGCUCCAACACUGUGGAGCCUUUCUGGGAUCUGUCGCUGGAGUUCCCCGAGCGGUAUCACAGUAACAGCAGGGAGCAUGCUGCUCAGGCUUCAUGCCAUUUGACGGAAAUGCUGGCCAAGUUCACGGAGACUGAAGCGCUGGAGGGAAACAUCUACGCCUGUGAGCAGUGUAACUCUGCUCGACGGCGGACCUCCUCCAAACCAGUCCUCCUGACUGAAGCACAAAAACAGCUGAUGGUCCACAAACUGCCUCAGGUCCUGCGGCUUCACCUCAAACGCUUCAGGUGGUCUGGGCGGAACCACCGGGAGAAGAUCGGAGUCCACGUCAGCUUCGACCAGCUUCUCAACAUGGAGCCCUACUGCUGCCGAGAGCCCUCACCCAAAGGUGUGCCCUGCUCCAGUCCCAGCAGCCCCAGCUCGCCACGCCCAAAGCACUUCCUCUACGACCUCUCCGCUGUGGUGAUGCAUCAUGGGAAGGGCUUCGGCUCUGGCCACUACACCUCCUACUGCUACAACACAGAAGGAGGCUUCUGGGUUCACUGUAAUGACUCUAAGCUGAAUGUGUGUUCAGUGGAGGAGGUCUGUCGUGCUCAGGCCUACAUCCUCUUCUACACACAGCGAGUAACUCAGGACAAAGACCGGCCGCUAUAAGACCACAAUCCCCCUCCUCAUCCUCCUCAGCUGCAGCCUGACCACUCAGCGAGAAGAUAUCAGCACAGCCCCAUCUAUCGCGCUCCCUCUCUUCCCUCUUUCUUUGGGCAUUUUCUAUCCUGGGAGGAUGGGUCUUUUUAGUCUAUUUUUCUAAAUAAGGAAAAAAAAAAAAAAAAAAAAAGAGAGAGGAAGGACUCCUUUUUAAAAACCUGGUUCUGCUUUGUGAACUUGUUGUAUAUGGUGUUUAUAUGUAGGUAUUUUUAAAAGACAAAUGGUGAUGUUUGUGAUUUGUGUACAGUUGUAUUUUAUAAAGAGUAUCAGCCAAGAUGUGUCUCAGUAGCAGCCAACCGACUCAAGUGUCCUCUACAGGUCAUACAGGUGUAUUCACGCGUCUGCCUACCUGCGUUUGGUGGAUGUUGAUUGUAAAUGCUGUUUGUUUUUGUUUGAAUCAACUGAAAUGUCUCUCAGUCACUUUAGAUAGUCGUCACAGAACUGGAUGUAGGGUUGUAAAAUGUCAUUCACUUACUAGAAAUGGCCUCGCUGUGUUCUAGACAGGUAAAGCUUUGAUGGAUGUUGACAAAGAUGGCUGUAUUUCCUGCCAGAAAUGCACUAAUUUCUACAGAAUCUGCUGUCAGCAUUGUUUUUAGUUGAAGAUCUGUACACGAGCAGGGCAGGAAGUUUACUUUUCUCUCUGAAGUACUCCUGGGUCUGUCAGGGAAAAUUGGCAGACCUCAAGCCAAAGCCGAGGGAUAAGUGUAUGGAAAAACCUCUCAGCAUUUCCAAAACGGUUCAACAUUUGCUGGGUGUUUUUUUUUUUUUUUUUCCCCCCUUCCCUCUUUCACUAUUAAGUUUCCAAAGGGAUGUUUUUUUUUUUUUUAGCUAAAUGCUGCCACCUCUCUUCUCCAAAAUGUAAUUGUCUUCAGAGUGUGAACCAUUCCCAAACCACACGCGUACUAGAAAAGUGCCCUUUGUUGAGAGUAUAUUUUUUUUAGUUCAUAUCAAUUCAGCAAAGUAGAAUCUGCACAGUGGCAGUCCCAUGCAAGACCAGCAUUUAGAUUUUGAAUGUAUUUUUAUACAAUCCUCCUCAGAAGUUUUAGAAAAGAGGCCAUUGACUGUUUUUAUACAACUGCCAAUUGUUCAACACCACCAGCAGUUAUGACUGUUCUAUCACCAUUAAGUAGGUGUGUGUACUGUAUGUGUACAUACUGUAUCUGUUAAGUACAAUAUCCAGAUUUAACAGGAUUUCUGGAGUAUAUGCAGAUUGUGAUAUUUAUCUCCAUACUGGAGAAAAUUGUACAAAAAAAAAGGUAUUCUCCACCUCAACCAAGUUCCCUCUGACUUAUCUUUCAGAGGGGAAUUCAAAGCACAGUUCAUAUUGUUUCUCCUUCAUUGUCAGACGUUGUGACACAUUUUUGGUUACUACUCCAUGGAUGUGUAUGUGUGUGAAUUUAUGGAAGUUAUACUAUGCAAAUUGUUACCUCAAUUUUUUUCUAGAGAAAAUUACCUCAAUAAAUGAGAAUAUUUUUUCAUUUUUCUACAAAA